AUGCUGGUCCGCAGUAUCACCAAGUGCGUUGUCCCGCUCAUCAAGGCAACGGGCUACACGAGCUCCUACAUCGUGGAGCAUUCACCCACCCCUGUGAGGCUCACCUCCAUGCUGCCUCUCCACAACAAGUCCAUGCCCACCCCACUUCUCGACCCCGAACGGCUGCAGGAGAUUAGCUGCGGUACUGGUCAGCCGGCCCAGCGCGGCCGCCGAAAGCCGCUUGUGUGGAAGCGCCGUAAGCCGUGGUUUGACCACCAGUGGUCACUCGACCUGCAACGCAUCAAGAAGGGCCCUGAAACGCCUCACUUCCCUGACGGUACCCCGUUUACGCAGAUCCGUUCUUUCCAGUCAUUUGCAGGGCGCUCCUGGAAGAUCAACGCUGGCCGCCGGCGCAAGAUUCGCCUGUCACUGAAGCGUGGUCGCAGGAAGCUGCUGUAA
Messenger RNA from Leishmania mexicana MHOM/GT/2001/U1103, 438 nucleotides. RefSeq lists its product as hypothetical. NCBI's taxonomy places the organism in Eukaryota, Euglenozoa, Kinetoplastea, Trypanosomatida, Trypanosomatidae. Bases 1 to 438 code for a protein of 145 amino acids. The transcript has a single exon. The record is from RefSeq and is a predicted model, not a curated record.